This is a messenger RNA of Coniosporium apollinis CBS 100218, 606 nucleotides long. RefSeq lists its product as uncharacterized. The transcript has 5 exons. Lineage: Eukaryota; Fungi; Ascomycota; Dothideomycetes. Bases 1 to 606 code for a protein of 201 amino acids. The record is from RefSeq and is a predicted model, not a curated record. Gene Ontology annotation, cellular component: mitochondrial envelope. Gene Ontology annotation, biological process: mitochondrial electron transport, cytochrome c to oxygen.
AUGUUUCUCCAGCGCUCCGCUCGCGUCCUAGCAAGGCGGGUGGCUCUACGGCCAGCCACCCAGCGUGCCUUCACAGCUGGUUCCGCACUUCGCCGACGCGACAACAUCGACCCGGCGCCGGGCGAAACGGACCACAGGAUCAAGAAGUUCGACGAGAUCAAGACCGAAGAGGACCUCCUUCCCCCGGGUGCUCCGCCUGGCACCAUCCCCACCGAUCUGGACCAGGCGACCGGUCUUGAGCGCCUCGAGAUUCUGGGAAAGAUGCAGGGCAUUGACAUCUUCGACAUGAAGCCGUUGCCGUCGGACAGGAAGGGCACUCUCGAUAACCCAGUCGUCGUCCGAUCAUUCGGCGACGAGCAGUACGCCGGCUGCACCGGCAUUCCCGCCGACUCCCACGGCGUGAAAUGGCUCACGAUGUCCCGCGAUCGGCCAAUCGAGCGCUGCCCCGAGUGCGGCAACGUGCUGAAGAUGGAGUACGUCGGCCCGCAGGACGUCCACCACGACGAGCACGGCAACAGCAGCCACCACACCCGUACGUCCUCCCUGAUCAACUACAGUGAUCCGCAGAUCAUGUCGAUAUUUGACCACGGUACCAUCCUCGGGUGA